AUGGACCUUCAUGCACAAAUAAGAUAUUUUUCGUUCAAUGUGAAUGGAGCAAAAACGUUAUUCAACUAUCAUCCAUGGAACCAGCUCCAAGGAAACUUCAAUGCAUUUCUUAGGGCCGUAGAUGCGGACAUUAUCUCACUCCAAGAGCUAAAAAUUCAACUGGACACAGUCACACAGUUUGGCCUCAACAAGGACUAUAGAUCCUUCAUUCUGAUCCCAAAAUUUAAGAAAGGCUACAGUGGGGUCGGUCUUUACGUGCGGCUUCCUCAGCAAGAUGAGUCUCCCCAAGUACAACAGGCUCUCACUGUGGUGGGGGCCGAGGAAGGAAUAACCGGCAGGUUGAAGGACAAAAUAGAAGGUGUGCCCUAUAUGAAUCUUCCAAAAGAACAGUCGAUUGGAGGCUAUCUAUUGGCAGAGGACAUUGCACAACUCGAAUUGACUGAGCAGGACAUGCUUAAUCUUGACUCUGAAGGCAGAUGUGUCAUUGCUGAACUAGCAAACAAUACCAUAGUUGUCUCUCUAUAUUGCCCUGCAAACUCAAUGGGUACUCCUGAGGGCCAGAGCUUUCGCUUGAAUUUUCUCGAGGUGAUGUUUCGAAGAUGUGCUAAUCUAGAAGCCCUAGGCAAGAAGGUAGUUGUGAUGGGGGACAUCAACGUCAGUCCCGAUCUUAUAGAUAGCGCAGAAACUAUCAAUGAACUCAUAAAGAAAAAAGCUGUGGUCAAUAACUUGAUUGAAGGGGGCUCCGAAUUCGAGAUGGUGAAUCGGGAGGCGUGUUUGAGCUUCCACUCGUCCACCUUGCACAGAUCUUUACUACACAAAUACAUUUUUCCUUCUUUGGAAGGGGCCCCGAAUUGCAAAACCCAGUUUUUAUUUGAUACCACCAGGGUUGUCAAGAAACGAGAGCUUGCCUUAUACACUGUUUGGAACACAAUGACGAAUUCGCGACAAUCGAAUUUUGGCUCUAGAAUUGAUCUCAUUCUUAUUAGUAGCGAAGAGGACUUGCGGCAAAUUAAAAGGGCCGAGUUACUAUCGUUCUUACACGGCUCAGACCACUGUCCCAUAUUGACAGAUCUAUGUGUUGCCCACCAGGAACUUCAUCCCAUAAAACGAGUCAAUAAUCUAUCAUUCGAGGCAAAGAAGUUUUACAAUCUAGUGAGGCACCGUGAUAUUUCAACCUUGUUCUCCACAGCAGCUAUUAAGCGAUCAUCUGACUCAAAAUUUUUGGAUACUUCUGAUACCUCCGAGGCGGAAAUAAUGAACAAAUCUGAAUUUCAAACUCAUGCAAAAAAGAAAAAACCACCCGCGUCUAAAAAAUUAUACUCUGGGAGAAAAGCUGCAACUUCAAACAUGUCGCAGCAGCCAAUUCAAAACUUCUUUUUUCAAGUGAGACCUGACAACUUACGACAUGCCCCGCAAGAUCCGGGCCCUCAAGAAACCAAGCCACUUGAAAUAAAAAAGUCAGAAGCUGUAGACGUUAUUUCGCAAUUUGCAAACCUUGUUUAUGAUAAUCCUCCACUUUGCCAUCACAACGAGAAGUGCAUUCUAAAAACGAGCAAAACGCAAUUUAGUAGGGGCAAGAAGUUUUGGUGCUGUGCACGAGCUUCCAAAGGUUCCAUUGAACUUGGCGAUCACAGAUGCAACUUCUUUGAGUGGACAAAAAAGCCCACAGAUUCACUAAAUUGA
This is a messenger RNA of Metschnikowia bicuspidata var. bicuspidata NRRL YB-4993, 1683 nucleotides long. It is a transcript of the gene APN2, whose product is annotated as DNA-(apurinic or apyrimidinic site) lyase. The record is from RefSeq and is a predicted model, not a curated record. NCBI's taxonomy places the organism in Eukaryota, Fungi, Ascomycota, Pichiomycetes, Serinales, Metschnikowiaceae. Gene Ontology annotation, molecular function: DNA-(apurinic or apyrimidinic site) endonuclease activity; DNA binding; endonuclease activity. Bases 1 to 1683 code for a protein of 560 amino acids. The transcript is spliced from 2 exons. Gene Ontology annotation, cellular component: nucleus. Gene Ontology annotation, biological process: base-excision repair.